AUGGGAAUUGUGCCGGGGCUCUGCAGAGACCCCUGCCCAGGCCACGGGAAUCGUACCCAGGCUCUGCAGAGCCCCCUGCCCAGGCCACGGGAGUCGUACCCGGGCUCUGCAGAGCCCCCGGCCCAGGCCACGGGAGUCCGGAACGUGCCCCCGGGCUUCGGGGAGAGCUGGCGGCGGCAGCUGGCCGGGGAGUUCUCGAAGCCCUACUUCGUGGAGCUGAUGGCGUUUGUCGCGGAGGAGAGGAAACGCUACACGGUCUACCCGCCGCCCGACCAAGUCUUCACCUGGACGCAGAUGUGCGACAUCGGGGAUGUAAAGGUGGUCAUUUUGGGCCAAGAUCCGUAUCAUGGACCUAAUCAAGCUCAUGGGCUCUGUUUCAGUGUCCAGAAGCCUGUUCCUCCUCCCCCCAGUUUAGAAAACAUUUACAAAGAACUGUCUACAGAUAUCGAGGACUUCACUCAUCCUGGUCAUGGUGAUCUAACGGGCUGGGCCAAGCAAGGAGUGCUCCUGCUCAACGCCGUCCUCACGGUGCGAGCGCACCAGGCCACCUCCCACAAGGAGAGAGGCUGGGAGCAGUUCACGGAUGUGGUGGUGUCAUGGCUCAACAAGAACUUGCACGGGGUUGUCUUCAUGCUGUGGGGAGCCUACGCCCAGAGGAAAGGCAGCUCCAUUGACAGGAAACGUCACCACGUCCUGCAGACGGUUCAUCCCUCGCCUCUCUCUGUCAACAGAGGGUUUUUCGGCUGUCGGCAUUUCUCGAAGACCAAUGAGUUGCUCAAGAAAUCCGGCAAGAAGCCUAUUGACUGGAGAGCGCUCUGAGCUGCGCGCAGGGGCUGCGGCGUCUGGUGGCUGGAAACGGCCCCUCCUCCAGGGGUCGUCUCAUUUCUGAAAAAAACUCUUGCUGACCUGAGAAUUCCUCUUUGGGUGUUGAUCAAGGAACAAAUGACCAAACUUUCAGAGAUGUUGUUAUAUUUUGGUUUAAAUGCUUUUUAAAGAGCAAGAUGGGAGUGUGACGUGGACACCUUCUCUGCUGUCUGAACAGGUCUCAGCCUAGUUUGAAGCAAAGAGACACAAAAAAAGUUCUCUGUUAAUUUGUGUUCGUCGUUGUAAUGGGAAUGUGUUUUCAGGCUCUUGUGAAGGGAUGUCAGUUCUUACAGGUGAAGCUGUUCAGCUUUUGUAAAUACCCUGCUGCACCUCCUCCCACUCCUUUGCCCCCUGCUGUGCAAAUCUGGAUUUCCUGAUUCCCCAGGAGAAAAGGCAGAUGCUUUCGGUUCUGGCUUUUUGCUGCAGAUGACGAGAUUUAUUAGAAAUACGGCCUCUUGGCUCUGUAAAGACCGUACACUGUCAGCGGUGUUACUUGGUGUUGCCCUACUCUCAAGAUUUCAGGGUAAAUCCCACCAGCAGCCGAGCGGAGACUGCGACCGAGGCUCUGGUCACGCUCCCAGCUUUUUGUUGGCAUUUAGAGAGGAAAACAGUAAGUUUGCAGAUUCUUACUGGGUGUGUUAAUCGCUCGGAUGACAGGGGAGCUGUGAUGACCACAAACUGUGGUACCUGCCGAUGGCAACAGCGAAGGUUUGUUCAUCAGGGCCUGCCACCUGAUGGGCUGAUGGUUGCA
Molecule: messenger RNA, 1615 nt
Organism: Egretta garzetta (little egret)
Lineage: Eukaryota; Metazoa; Chordata; Aves; Pelecaniformes; Ardeidae
Gene: UNG
Product: uracil DNA glycosylase
Exons: 7
Coding region: 1-819 (272 amino acids)
Biological process (GO): base-excision repair, AP site formation via deaminated base removal; base-excision repair
Cellular component (GO): mitochondrion; nucleus
Molecular function (GO): uracil DNA N-glycosylase activity
Source: RefSeq, a predicted model, not a curated record